AUGAUUUACCGCUGGUAUAAAAUCCUCAGUCCUCACAUUGACGUUGCUGUGGACGGAGUUGCAUUCGACGAAAAGCACCUGCGCCUGUACGUCUCCAUUCACCAAAACUUCAAGCUCUGGGUGGUCCCAUUCUACAAUGCUCCGGUCAAACUCGUCACAGUCCUCCAGUUGACCACUAACCCGACCUCAAUGCCGCAUGAACCCCUUGAGCCUAUGACUGCAACCGAACUUGACAAUGGAAAGGUCAGCGAUAGGAGAGGUAAUUUCACGCCUGAUUCCUCUCAUAGUAGCGUCAGUGGACGCAAGCUGGGAUUCCAUGAAGUGGUUCACGACGGUAACGGUGACGGAACCAAAUACUACAUUCAAUCGCAGAACGACCUGUAUCAGACCACCGAGUUCAUCAAAUUCCUUGUCCCUUGGGGAAUCGGGGUCUUUCUUGUGAUCACGUGGCAAUUCUGCGCAACAAUGUUCUGUGUUAUCGGCACCAAGGUCUACGAUCUCCUGAUGUGGGCGCCGCACAAGCUCUACCGCCAACACUUCGAGGUUUUUAGCAACAACGAGAAAGCACACCCACAUCUCGGUGCCGAUUGA
Messenger RNA from Fonsecaea erecta, 591 nucleotides. RefSeq lists its product as hypothetical. The transcript is spliced from 2 exons. Lineage: Eukaryota; Fungi; Ascomycota; Eurotiomycetes; Chaetothyriales; Herpotrichiellaceae. The coding region runs from base 1 to 591 and encodes 196 amino acids. The record is from RefSeq and is a predicted model, not a curated record.